UACUUCUACAGAUCCUCGUUCAAUUUCGACACGUGCCCACGGAUUUUUAAUUGCUGUUGUUGUUCUACGAUUUCUCCUGUUCGACUUAGAUAUAAUCUUAAGUUUUCCUCACUGAAAAUUGACUUCUAGAAUGCGUUGAUGGAAGAAUACCGCUAUUUUUGUGCGGUUUUUGUCUCAAUUUUUAACUGUGAAUCACGAGGUUAGUGGAUUACUGUAACCUGAUGCUGAGUAGGUACGCAUAGAAAGGAGAUUUUUUAAUGAGCUUAAGUUUCAAUAUCCGAAACUGUGAUUCUGAUAGAUGAAACAAUGAAUUUGGUAUUAGCACAUUUUGGCGAAAUUUAAGUCAGAAAUGGAGAGGAGAUUGAACUAAGGUGAUUGAAAUGCUACUUUGUCUGAUCAGUCAUUCUUCAGGAAAAUUGGAAGCAUUAGUAAUGCACGUUGGGUGGAAAACUUGCUUAAGUGCAGCUCAAUGUUAAUUUUUUUGGGGUUGAAUGUGGCAUAAUCUUGAGAAGAGUGAUUGUUGACAUGAGCAUUCGCUUAGGUAUGUUGAAGUUUGUCAAACUGCGUGCUGUGACUUUUGAGUAUGUUAUGAUUCUGAGAACUAUGCUGAUGCUCUUGGCAUGGCUGGCGAGAGAAGUAUGACCUACAAUUGAUUUUUCUCAUUGAAUUGUGUUGCAUUGUAAAGUCGGUUCAUGUGCUCAUACAAGAUGCUUGCAUAAGAGAAAAAUAUCUGAGCUAUGAUUUUUAGGAACAAGGAAAAAGCUGAUCCACAUAAAAAUGGAGUGAAUGAUAAGGAAACGUUACACCUUUAGAUUGUUGCUCGGGUCUUUUGAAGUAAGCCAUGAGUUGCAUACAGAUAACUGCCUGCCGUUUAAUCUGUUCACCUUCUGCAUCCCCAGUGCCAAGUUCUCAACUGAAUAAGGCAUUUACAACCCCCUCGAUUUACCUGAGAACAAAAGCAAAAAUUCCUAAGCUCCCCCUGAACCUGACCUCUGCCACAUCUCGAUAUCAGCGAGCUACAACUGUAUGUUUAUUUGGCGGCAAAGGGAAGCCAGAUAAUGGUAACGAGGGUUCUCCAUGGAAAGCUAUUGAGAAUGCCGUGGGCAAUUUGAAAAAGGAGCCGUCAGUUGAGGAGUUACUGAGGCAGCAGAUUCAGAAAAAUGAAUUCUAUGAUGAUGGAGGUAGCAGUGGUAAACCUCCUGGCGGGGGUGAUGGUGGUGGUGGUGGUGGUGGUUUUGGUGGUUUUGGCGAAGCUGAAGAUGGUGGACUUGCUGGAAUGUGGGAUGAGUUCAGCCAAGUGAUUCUGGCAACUAUGGGCUUCAUAUUUCUGUACAUUUACAUCAUUGAAGGGGAAGAGAUUACUGUACUGGCAAAAGACUUGCUCCGGUUUCUCUUCAAACGGCAAAUGAGUAUCCGUCUAAGGCGUCUAGUUGAAGAGUGGCAGGAUUUCUUCCAGAGCAUGAAAGACAAGCCAGCGUACGAUCCAUAUUGGCUGGAACGCGAAAUUCUAAGUACCACAACAUGGUACGACUGCCCUGCCAAGUAUGUGUACAUGGCCAAUACUCUCAUUCAACGUGAGUCGACAUCUGAGCAACGUGAGUCGCAGUUCGAUCAACUUGAACCAGCAUCUGAUCAACCUGAGUCGAAAUUUGAUGACUACGAAGACGAUGAUCAAUACUAGAUAUUUAUGUUUUUUCCAUAUGACUGGCUAGCUUCUCAACUGCCAUGCCUAGAUAUUUGUUCUUUUAUUCCUUUUUCAGACAUCUUAACUUGUAAUGGAUAAGAGAGAUAAGUUUGUGUGUGUGAACUAACUUAUACUACUAUCUUUCACUAUUAUGAUAGUAUAAAUUAAAAUUAUACUAUAA
Molecule: messenger RNA, 1865 nt
Organism: Salvia splendens (bonfire salvia)
Lineage: Eukaryota; Viridiplantae; Streptophyta; Magnoliopsida; Lamiales; Lamiaceae
Exons: 4
Coding region: 842-1681 (279 amino acids)
Cellular component (GO): chloroplast
Source: RefSeq, a predicted model, not a curated record